AUGGAGGAGUCGCCGCGAGACGACGCCGAAGACUCGGCUCCUCCGCCACAAUCUCGACAGCCCCAGCAUGACAAGCAGCCGUCCCUCGAUACAAGGCAGCCGGAGACCUGCGUCUCGCAGCAGCAGCAGCAGCAGCAGCAGCAGCAGCAGCAGCAGCAGCAGCAGCAGCAGCAGCAGCAGCAGCAGCAGCCAUGGCCUGGCCAAAUUACCUCCGCCACCGACUUUCCCUCAACCGCCUCGGGCGCGCAGAAUCCCUUUUCACCCUGCAGCGCUGAUUCGGAAAUACAAUCGGGACACUACCCUUCUGCUGCGUCGGAUAUAUCGGGGGAUCGAGUUUUUCCCAUUCGCUCAGUCAUCAGCGUGGACCCGACGUCCAGGCCGUGCAUGACCGACGACAGCUUCCUUCAGUCGUCCGACAAUGAGUGUCGCGGCCUUUCCUCGCAUGGUCCAACAACGUACCGAAGGGAUUCGCGGACUGAUGCCAGGAGAAUCGACUUCACCCCCAUGUCCCCAACUUCUGCUACACCCGGCGGGUCUAGCCUCCAAAGACGUAGACAAAGGUCGAUGAGUGGUCCGUUUUCUAGCAUUCAGGCUGAUGCCGUCCGGUAUGGCACUGUGGCCCCGCUCGAGCUCGAUAUCGCCGCGUCUGGGAGCGAAAGCGAAGGCGAAGGCGAAAGCGGGGAGUUGCGGCGGCUUGACGCUGCCGCUGACGCCGACGCUGCUUGUCGCUUCUCCAGAGGAGAUGAUGCCGUAUCCACCACUUCCGCAAAUCAAUCCAUCGGCGAACUACCCCAUGUCACUACGCGCUUCACCCACACGGAGACGGAGGAUGGUCACGCCAUCAUCACGGGACGAGAUGGAGUCCUGCAACGAUGCGAGGAUGAGCCCAUUCACACUCCCGGUGCAGUGCAGGGCUUUGGUGUCUUGAUAGCUAUGCGGGAAGACGGCAACGGCAGCUUCGUCGUGCGUUACGCCAGCGAAAAUUCGGGCAAAAUCCUCGGCUACACACCGAAACAACUCUUCAGUCUCGGAAGCUUCCUCGAUAUCCUGACAGAGGAACAGCAAGACAACCUGCUGGAUCACAUCGAUUUUAUUCGAGACGAAGAUGCUGACCCCGCCACAAACGGACCCGAGGUUUUGAGCUUGUCCAUCAAGCGCCCAAAGGAGGCCAAGAGCGUCAAGUUUUGGUGCGCCAUCCACGUCAACAAUGCUCAUCCCGACCUCGUCAUUUGCGAAUUCGAGCUGGACCAAGACGACGAAUACCCCCUUCGACCUGCAGACGAGCCCACACCCGACACGCCUCACGAUACGCUCCAUUCGAACCCCACCCUGGAGGAGAUUGAAGAGAGCACGGAAAUUCUCAGCAAACCUCUUCGCAUUCUGCGAAGCGCCAGGAAGCGCAGGGGCGAACAUGGCGCAAUGCAGGUUUUCGACAUCAUGUCCCAGGUUCAGGAGCAGCUAGCCUCUGCUCCAAAUCUCGACACCUUCCUGAAAAUUCUCGUCGGAAUUGUCAAGGAGCUAACCGGCUUCCACCGAGUCAUGGUAUAUCAGUUCGACGCGUCUUUCAAUGGCAAGGUCGUCACCGAGCUGGUUGAUACCUCUCAAACAGUCGAUCUUUACAAAGGUUUGCACUUCCCCGCCUCCGACAUACCCCGACAGGCUCGCGAGCUUUACAAGAUCAACAAGGUCCGCCUACUGUAUGAUCGAGACCUCCCGACGGCAAGAAUGGUGUGCCGAACAAAGGAGGACCUCGACACCCCGCUCGACAUGACACACGCAUAUCUUCGAGCCAUGUCACCCAUCCAUCUCAAGUACUUGGCCAACAUGGCGGUUCGGUCCUCCAUGUCCAUAUCCAUCAAUGCCUUCAACGAACUCUGGGGCUUGGUCUCUUGCCAUGCGUACGGCGACCAUGGGAUGCGAGUGUCCUUCCCCAUCCGCAAGAUGUGUCGACUUGUCGGAGACACCGCUUCCAGGAACAUUGAGAGGUUAUCGUACGCAUCACGUCUCCAGGCCCGCAAACUGAUCAACACCGCCCCGACAGACAAGAAUCCUUCGGGCUAUAUCAUUGCCUCGUCGGACGAUUUGCUCAAGCUGUUCGAUGCCGAUUUUGGUGUUUUAUCCAUCAGAGGCGAGACCAAGAUUCUCGGCAAAAUGGACCACAGUCAAGAAGCCCUCGCAAUGCUGGAAUACCUUCGCAUGAGGAAGCUCACAUCCGUCGCAUCGUCUCAGGAUGUCACCGAAGAUUUUCCUGAUCUGAGGUACUCUCUUGGAUUCCAGGUGAUUGCUGGGCUUUUGUACGUGCCUCUCAGCGUAGGCGGCAGUGAUUUCAUAGUCUUCUUCAGACGCGGGCAAACGAGAGAAGUGAAGUGGGCUGGUAAUCCAUAUCACAAAGAAGUCCGCGACGGCACUGCCGAUUACUUGGAACCCCGAAAAAGCUUCAAGCUGUGGAAGGAAACCGUCAUGGGAAAGUGUCGCGAAUGGAACGAGGAGCAAAUUGAAACCGCAGCGGUGCUCUGCCUUGUUUACGGUAAAUUCAUCGAAGUCUGGCGACAGAAAGAGGCAGCCCUAGAGAGCAGCAAGCUCACUCGACUGCUCCUGGCCAAUUCCGCCCACGAAGUAAGGACGCCGUUGAACGCCAUAAUUAACUGUCUCGAAAUUGCGCUUGAGGGUACUCUGGAUCAGGAGACUCGCGAAAACCUCGCUCGUUCUCAUUCUGCUUCCAAGUCACUUAUAUACGUCAUUAACGACUUGCUCGACCUCACAAAGACGGAAGAAGGCCGGAGCCUAAUCAAGGACGAAAUUUUUGAUCUCAGCCUUUGUAUUGAUGAGGCGACUGAUCCGUUUCAUGGCGAUGCGAAACGAAAAGGGAUCGAAUACCAUGUGAUCAAGCAUCCGGGCUUGCCGCAAUUCGUGCACGGCGAUAGCCGACGGGUUCGACAGGCCUUGACAAACAUCACGGCAAACGCAGUAGAACAUACCCACAGCGGCUCCGUUACUGUGGAAAUGUUUGUUUCCGAAGUCAAGGACGGAGUAGUGUUGAUAGACUUUAUUGUGGCUGAUUCUGGGGUUGGCAUGAGCCCAAAGCAGCUGGACGCCUUGUUUCGGGAUCUUGAACAAGUUAGCACCGAAGACUCCGAGCCGACUGCCCCCGGAACGACGGACAGACCACUCGAGACACGGACGUUGGGACUCGGCCUUGCUGUUGUAGCUCGAGUUGUCCGGAAUAUGGACGGUCAGCUGCGCCUCAAGUCAGAGGAGGGACAAGGCUCCAGAUUCGUGGUUCAGCUUCCCUUUCAACUUCCAGUCGAUACCCCUAGUCCCGAAUGUGGAGGCUCUCCGCAAGAACAUGCGGCCGGCAGCAACUCUGGGUUGGCCGUCGCUGAAGCUUCCGCGGCCACUAUCAAGGCCGCUCCUGACGGCGAGAUAACGCUAAUUGAACGUGGAAGUCACAUAAACUCAGUUUCCGAUGUCGCCGCCUCAGCCGCAGCCGCAGCCGCCGCCGAUAAUCAGCCCAAGGGAGCGAGUAGUGUGGGAAGCCGUCGCAGUCUGGAGAGCCUGGGCAGUCAGAUAAGCCAAAAGAGCGACGCAGACCGCCUCAUCGACGCCAUCAAAACCCCACUGUCACUCACUGACGAGAAACCCGGGUAUUUUGUCACGCGACGCAGCUCCUUGGAGAGUGCAGGCCACCACCAGCCUCUGCCCAGAAUUGCGGCCGGUGGUCGUCGUCUGUCUACCAGCCCGGUGAAACUCAAGCCGCCGCCGCCCCCUUUCCCCACCGCUCCAUCUAGAGGAGAACCCGGUACCGCGGAAGUCCGGGACUCCAAAACCCCGAUCAAGGCCGUCAAAAUCCCCGAUGACUACGCCAAAGCGCCGAUGCAGACUUGGAAGGGGGACGAGCCAGGCGAUCUGUCGGAACGGCCUGAUGACAAAAGGAGGCCGCCGAGACUAGCGCUAAAGACGGCUGUCUUACCACCAAAAACAGCAGAGGUUCCGCUCACGAUUCUCGUUGCCGAGGACGACCCGAUCAACAUGAAGAUUCUCCGGAAAAGGCUGGAAAGAGUCGGACACGAAGUCCACGAAACCGGCAAUGGCGAAGACUGCGCCACUGUGUACAAGGAGAAGUCACCCGACUUUGAUGUUGUUCUUAUGGACAUGCAGAUGCCCAUCGUUGAUGGACUGACGAGCACACAGAUGAUUCGAUCUACGGAGCAAUCUGACGAGCACAAGGGCCAUUCGGCGAUGGCCGUCAUGAACCGAAGAAUACCAAUUUUUGCCGUGUCGGCCUCGUUGGUCGAGGGGCAGAAACAGGUCUAUGUUGAUGCGGGGUUUGAUGGAUGGAUAUUGAAGCCCAUCGACUUUAAGCGACUGAGUGUUCUCCUGGCUGGAAUACAUGAACCGGAGACUCGCAAGUCCUCGUUGUAUGUUGCAGGAGAAUGGGAACGCGGCGGCUGGUUCACCUGCGGCGUCGACCAAGGCAGCGAAAGACCAGGUAGCUCCGAGGCGACACCAACCGCGGAUGACGGGGGGAAACAGUUGAAGUGCGAGACCAACAUCAAGCCAUGCUAA
Molecule: messenger RNA, 4566 nt
Organism: Ustilaginoidea virens
Lineage: Eukaryota; Fungi; Ascomycota; Sordariomycetes; Hypocreales; Clavicipitaceae
Exons: 3
Coding region: 1-4566 (1521 amino acids)
Biological process (GO): detection of visible light; regulation of DNA-templated transcription; phosphorelay signal transduction system
Molecular function (GO): protein binding; phosphorelay sensor kinase activity
Source: RefSeq, a predicted model, not a curated record